This is a messenger RNA of Funneliformis caledonium, 522 nucleotides long. The record is from the annotation of a GenBank genome assembly. NCBI's taxonomy places the organism in Eukaryota, Fungi, Glomeromycota, Glomeromycetes, Glomerales, Glomeraceae.
AUGUCGACAAAUCCAGAUGUUGAAAAUGGAAAAAUGGAGAAAAAGUAUCCUUUUGAGGAAAAGAAUAAAUGGAAUAGGAGAAAGGCCAUCGCAAUGACUCUAUGUCAAUUUGUUGCACUCAUAUCCACCAUCAUAACGUUUCGUUACUAUUAUCUCUACUAUACCAAGAAAGAAAUCUGUGUUGUUUACGAGUACACAAAAAAAGUGACCGGUUAUCAAAGUUUUGGUUGCAUGAACAUUAUUGGCAUUUUUGUUGGCGGUUCGGAUUUUUACUAUUGGUUAGGCAAACAUCGAGAGAAACUAGAAAAAAAACAAGUUGACCGGAUUGGAUACUUUGUUGAUGCUUUGCAAUUAAUAAAACUCAUCUUACUUGUUCCGAUAUUUAACUUGGAGCUUUUUGAAUAUAGAAAAAGUAAUGAAGAUAUUGUUUUUAAAUUGUUGUUAAGUGUCUUAGUUCAAGCAGCUCUUGUGGUUAUUUCUUUAUUUUCACUUAUCACUAGAAAAAAUGUGUGGGGAUGGUAA